AUGGCUCCGGGUACUUCUGAUCACUGCAUGGCUUUGGUGAAUUUAAGUAAAGAGAUCCAUGUGAAUAGACCAAAACCUUUUAAAUUUUUUAAUUGUUGGACACUCCACCCAAACUUUCUUGAUACUGUGAGUCAAUCCUGGAAUUUGGAGAUUGAAGGCAACCCAAUGAAGAUCUUAUUCACAAAGCUUAAACGCCUCAAAACUAGUCUUAAACUUCUUAACAAUGACUGUUUUAGCGACAUUAUUGCUAGAGUCAUUCAAAAGAGAGAUGAAUUUGAAUUGCAACAACUCCAUACCUUAAACGGUGAUAAACCUUUGGAGAAAGAACUUGAACUGCAGAGAGAUUUUAUCUUGUUAGAAGAAGUUGAAUCGAUGUUUUUGAAACAAAAAGCUAAGGUUCAUUGGAUUAAAGAAGGUGACCGUUGUACAAAAUUUUUUCAUUCCGUCAUUGCUUCCAAGAACAAAAGACAGACAAUAAGAGUCUUAGUCAAUCAUCAGGGGGAUAGACUUGAUUCUUUUGAAGAUAUGUCAGUGGAACUUAUUGAUUAUUUCACAAAAUUAUUAGGUACUCAAGAUCCUAAUACUCGAGUUUGUCCACCUUCUAUUCUUAAAGAUUUGGUGCACCCAAUUUCUUCCUUGGAAGAUAAGGAAAUGCUUGCUAAAGAAGUUACCAACGAGGAGAUUAAAAAAGCUAUAUUCAGUCAAGGCAAUGAUAAGGCUCUAGGCCCCGAUGGGAUUAUAGCUCCAAAUCAAUCUGCAUUUGUCAAGGGAAGAAGUAUAGUUUAUAAUACUCUUCUUGCACAAGAGAUUGUCAAAGGGUAUGGGAGGAAAUCUUUAUCUCCACGAUGUGCUUUAAAAAUUGAUCUUCAAAAAGCCUUUGACUCCAUAAAUUGGGAUUUCAUUUCAGCCGUUCUAAAUUCUAUGGAAUUUCCAUCUAAAGUGAUUGACUGGAUUAUUGCUUGCUAUUCGAAUGCUAGGUACUCUAUUGCAUUCAAUGGAACUUUGAUCGGUUAUUUCAAUGGUGCUAAGGGAAUAAGACAAGGCGGUCCUAUUUCCCCCAUUUUAUUUGUUCUGAUUAUGAAUGUCCUGUCCAAUCUUCUCAACACUGCUGCUUCUAAAGGGAUGUUUUCUUUUCAUCCAAAAUGCAAGAAUAUUGGACUCACUCACUUGUCUUUUGCUGAUGACUUACUAAUUUUCUGCAAAGGUAAGCUUGAAUUUGUUUUGGGUGUCAUUACAGUCUUGGACUGCUUCUAUGAAUUUUCUGUAUUGAAGCUUAAUGCUGGAAAAUAUGAACUCUUCACGGCUGGUAUGUCUCAUCACAUCAUUGAAUCUAUCAUAAGUUUUACUGGCUUUAAACAAGGAAGACUUCUUGUACGUUACUUGGGUGUUUCUUUGGUCACCAAGAAACUUACUGAAAAGGAUUGUCAAGCUCUUAUAGAUAAUAUCAAAAACAGAAUUCACCAAUGGUCUAGCAAAAAUAUAAGUUAUGCAGGAAGGGUGGAGCUCAUCAAGACUGUUCUUUAUAGCGUUGCAAACUAUUGGUGUCGACAACUUGUUUUGUCUCCUUCUAUUAUCAAGAAAAUUGAACAAUUGUUCUCAGAUUCUUUUGGAAGGGCUCAGAUUCAAAAGCUGUAG
This is a messenger RNA of Hibiscus syriacus, 1635 nucleotides long. RefSeq lists its product as uncharacterized. The record is from RefSeq and is a predicted model, not a curated record. NCBI's taxonomy places the organism in Eukaryota, Viridiplantae, Streptophyta, Magnoliopsida, Malvales, Malvaceae. Bases 1 to 1635 code for a protein of 544 amino acids. The transcript is spliced from 2 exons.